AUGCGCGUCCUUCGCCUGGAGCCUGGCGCGUUCGACGAGCCUCUCAUCGGCAGCCUCGUGGUGCGGAAGAUUGGCGAUGACGAAGAAAACCCACCAGCCUAUGACUGCGUCUCCUAUUGCUGGGAAGUCCAACGGCACUUCAUGUCCUUCGAUUGCGACGGUAAAGCUCUUCGUAUCACGGCCGCUGUGGACGAGAUGUUACGAAGCCUCCGGAAGCCUACAACGCCACAUCAUCUUUGGAUAGAUGCUAUUUGUAUCAAUCAGGCCGACAGUAAAGAGAAGAGCCAGCAAGUGCGUGCAAUGAGCCGAGUUUAUGCUCUAGCUCACUCGGUGCGGAUCUGGCUGGGCCCAGCAACUGACGAAGAAAUGAAUGCCAUGGUUCCGCUGUUCGGCUCACGUAUUGACGGUAUGAACCAGGUCAUAGAUGAGAGACCCCACGAAAACUCCGCCGACAACACAUUCUCAGUAUUUGCGUUGAGGGAGCAUUUCUUCUCUCGUCUCUGGUUCACAAGGCGAUGGGUACUGCAAGAGGUCGUCCUCGCCCGUGCGAUUACCGUCUAUUGUGGACACCACAAAGCGUCAUGGGACCACUUCCGCAGAGGUAUACUCAAUGGUUUGUGGCCUCAUAACGAACAGGGUAUCUAUCAGAGUAGUAAAGUCGCAGUACACGCUUUCGAUGUUAUCUACAACUUAGACAUGGAAAGGAUAUUGGCACUGAAAUAUACGGCCAUGGAUCUGGAUAACGAGAAGACUGCCAUCGUGACGAUACUCAAUGCUUUGGCAAAGUAUCAUACAGCCAUGUGUUCGGAUGAACGCGACCGCCUGUAUGCGUUGUAUGGUCUGUCACUAAGGCCAACGUUGACCGGCGAACAAGAGACCAAGUUGAUGUGGGAAUGGCCUGUGGACUACAAUGAUCACUUCUCGCGCGUCUAUACCGAUUUCGCCACCGUAGCGGUAGAGGCCGGUCAUCUUUGCAGCAUUCUUGGACAAGCGAUUGAAUUCGGAAGACUUUCCCAACAGCAAGAAGGCUGGCCUUCAUGGGUACCAAGUUGGAACUCGACGAUGAACCUGAGAAAUGCUGAACAUGGACUCACACUCUACACGAAGAGGCUCACAUCAUUGCUUGACAUCUACAGCCCACCCCACUUCUGGUCCGCCGACUACAUAGAGCUAGAAAUAGAAGAUAAAGCCAAGUGUCUGCAGGUGUAUGCGUUCAGAGCUCUGAAACUUCAGGGUUCGAAUCAUCGCAUUUGCCAUACUCAGCCGAGCACCUGCCAUCUGGACGUGAUCGCAUCCCUCGGCACUAUGCUAGAUCAUCAAUGCGUUAGUCAAGACUCUGAAGCUUCUAGGUACAGGGUGGCGUGGCUAUUGAUGCUCGCACUCUCGUGCGUGGCACCAACAUUCUUACAGCCAAUCUUGGACCGGAACAUCUACCUUUCGCCAGAAUCACGUUUACGAGACUUUGGAUGCAGCGCUCCAGACAUGGCUCUCUGGAUAGUUAUUAACAGCGUCCUUGGACUGCCAUUGGAGAAGUAUGCUGACGAUCAGUAUGACUUCGAUCAUGAUGGCUUUCUGUCGGAAGCCAGACGGGUACUGCAAGGCGUACAUCCAUUUUGCUAUGAACACGAAGGAUCUCAGACGUUCGGUAUUGCUUUCGCAGAAGUGAAGCCUGGAGACUUUGUACUUCGAACUGCUGCAGCGCUCAGUGCGAGAACAGGACAGGACUUCUUGGCGACUCCAGUCUAUGGAUUGAUACUUCGCCCCUACCAUCCAGAGAGCUCCGUGGGCCCUGCUACGUUUCGCCUUGUGACCAUGUGCAUCGAUUACUUUCCCGAUGUGGAGGAUCCGGAGAUUGUCGAUAUAAUAUUGGUGUAG
Alternaria arbusti is the source of this 1875-nucleotide messenger RNA. RefSeq lists its product as uncharacterized. The record is from RefSeq and is a predicted model, not a curated record. Bases 1 to 1875 code for a protein of 624 amino acids. The transcript is spliced from 2 exons. Lineage: Eukaryota; Fungi; Ascomycota; Dothideomycetes; Pleosporales; Pleosporaceae.